This is a messenger RNA of Strongylus vulgaris, 648 nucleotides long. The record is from the annotation of a GenBank genome assembly. NCBI's taxonomy places the organism in Eukaryota, Metazoa, Nematoda, Chromadorea, Rhabditida, Strongylidae.
AUGUUAUCGAAGGUAUCAGCUGAUGGAGUCACUAUCCAACUCGAUCAUUACGAUUUCUGGCAAGUUCAUGAAAUACAAUUCCAGCAAUCCGUGCUAUGGGCCCUAAUUGUGGGUAUCGUGAUAGCGUUCCUGCUCGGAGCGGCUAUGGGUGGCAACGAUGUGGCGAACGCUUUUGGCACUUCGGUAGGCAGCGGUGUGCUGACAGUUAUCAAGGCGUACAUACUCGCAUCCAUUUUCGAGACUUUAGGGGCUGUCCUAGUGGGAUGGUCAGUUACGGAUACAAUGAGAAAAGGAGUUGUGGACACGGCUCAGUAUCUUGACAAUCCGAAGGAACUCAUGUUGGGUCAAGUUGCCAUUUUAGGAGGCUGUGCAUCAUGGCUGCUUAUGGCAACACUGCUCAGAAUGCCAGUCUCAACAACUCAUGCGAUUGUUGGUGCAACUCUUGGAUUCUCAAUUGUUUUACGAGGAUUCCAGGGAAUUCGAUGGAUGAAAAUAGUAGACAUUAUUAUGUCAUGGUUUUUGUCACCAGCGCUGUCUGGAACAAUAUCAGUCAUUCUUUACAUGAUUGUCGAUUUUGCAGUAUUGAGAAGGGUAAUAGCGCUUCUAUCUUUUCCAGAUUCUCGCGGGAGAGAUAACGGCAUAUUUUAG